Messenger RNA from Ctenopharyngodon idella (grass carp), 7905 nucleotides. Its product is annotated as transcription factor TFIIIB component B'' homolog. Gene Ontology annotation, biological process: RNA polymerase III preinitiation complex assembly. NCBI's taxonomy places the organism in Eukaryota, Metazoa, Chordata, Actinopteri, Cypriniformes, Xenocyprididae. Gene Ontology annotation, cellular component: transcription factor TFIIIB complex. The transcript is spliced from 45 exons. The record is from RefSeq and is a predicted model, not a curated record. Gene Ontology annotation, molecular function: TFIIIC-class transcription factor complex binding. Bases 180 to 7313 code for a protein of 2377 amino acids.
AAUGCCUUUCGCUGAAUGAUUAGAGGUCUCGAGCGGCGUGGUGGUCACACCGGCCGGUGUGCAAGGAAAGUUACUGCAGGGGAACCAUGCGACUGGCAGAAACGACAUUUUACCACUUUAACCGCGGCAGUCACAUUGACAGGGUUACACUGUGAUUUGAACUGAAUUACCUGACGAGGAUGCGAAGAGCAAGAAUUAGUAUUAAGCCUAAUGUCAAGCCAGGGGGUCGAAGUGUGGCGCCCGCAGCAGAGGGCAAGAGCUCCCAGAAGUCCACAGCUGUUGACGACACCCAACAAACACCGUCACCUCCACAGUCUCAGCUGGACGUGAGAGAGUCUGCUGUGGCGACAGGAGAUGGAAAUGUUCCCGGUUCUCCCUCAGAGAAAGCAUCACUUAACACUAAUGAUGGAGCGCCAUCUAGUGCCAGCACUCCUGCAACUACAGCACUUCAGAGGAGGAGCAGAUUCUCUGUCACACCAAACCUGGCCAGACCCAAAGUCCGUUCUGCUCCUCCUUCAUCUCCUGGAAAAACUGCUUCCCUUCUGUCAGGGCCAUCCAAGACAUCAUCCCCUGUCCAGUCAGCCAAGUCCUUUCCUCAGUCCCCCGUCUCAGUUGCUAUCAGCAGAGACGAUUCUCAAAACUCUACAUUCUCAGAUGCCACUACAGAAGCCAACUGCCCUCCAUCCUCACCAUGUCUUCCUUCCACCUCUGGCUGCCCAGAAUCUCCAACAUCUACACUGUCUCAACAAGAGCCCCACCAAACACCCCAAAAAAUCCCAAACAAGGAUUCUGGGCCCCAAGAAGGAGCCACUCCAGCUUCAUGCACACUCUCACCGUAUGUGAAGCUGUCACGUAUUGAUGGACCAGGCUCUCCCCUCAGGAACAAAAUUGCCUCAGACCAGCAGCGGGUCUUGAGAGCCCUCAAAUUGAAAGAACUGAUGAAACUGGAGAGAAGGAAACAAAGAAUGGAGAAGAGUAAACUGCGUAAGCGAAAUCAUUGCAUUGAGCAGGAUCGUGACAAAAUGUCCUUAGCUGACUUCAUUUAUUACCUGCCAGAAUCAAAUCCUAUGAAAUCCUCCCUUUCCACAGAGGAGACUCAAGCAAAGACCACAGCUCCUCCGUCUCCCAUUGUGCAGAAAAAUAUGGCAGAAGCAGAUGAGGACAAUGAUGAUGCGGAUGAGGCUAUGCUGGUUCCCAAAGUCAGGGUGGCAGAGGAUGGCUCACUGAUUUUAGAUGAAGAAAGUUUGACAGUGCGUGUUCAGAGGACGUCUGAUACAGUUGUUGAGAAUGCUCAUCCGCUGUUUGAGCGAGGCUCUACUACAACAUACGCAAGUUUCAGGAAAAAUAACUAUGUGAAGAGCUGGUCUAUCAGAGAGACAGAUAUGUUCUAUUUGGCCAUCAGUAUGGUGGGAACAGACUUCUCCAUGAUUGCUCAGCUGUUGACUCACCGUACCAGAGCAGAAAUUAAGCGGAAAUUUAGGAAGGAGGAGAGAGCGAAUGCAUGGCGAGUGGAUAAUGCAUUCAGAAACAAGCGGCCAUAUGAUGGGGAGUUUUUCAGUUUCCUGCUGAAGAGGAUCUUGGCUAAAGACAAACAAAAAGGCAAAUCCAUAAAACUGGUUGUGAAAUCCAGUAAAGCAAAGAAAGGCAAAGGUGGUAAAAAAGCCAAACAGCUUGAGGUUGAAGACUCCAUUGAUGAUGAUGAUGAUGAUAAUGAUGAAUUGUGCAGUGUGGACAGUGUCUGUUUUGAUUUAGAAAAGGAGAAUGAGGACAGCUGUAAUGUGAAUGAAGCUGAUGUGCCGUCAAGCACAAGCAAGAAGCGUAAACGCACAAAAGACACUAAGCCAAAUGUUUUGUCAUGUGAGAAAACACGCAAGCCAAGGAAGAAAAACAAGACACUGAAAAAAGGCAAAUGCUCAGUUGAAGGUGAAGAUGGUGACCUUGUGUGUGUGGACAAUGACUUAGUGGAGGGAAGCACUGUAAACGCAGACAAUGAAGAUCAGUCAUGUAUGCCUGUAUCAAAAAAGAAACGCAAACAAUCGAAAAAGUGUGACCGGGAGGGGCAGGAAGAAAAAACAGAUGCUGAAGAAAAAUGCCAGAAAAAGAGGAACAAAAAGAAACUUAAAGUACGGAAUGAAGAACCUACUGAUGGAGAAAGUGGUGCAGUGAAUCAGGAGCUCAAUGAGGUGUCUCCCAUCCAAACUAAAAAACGCAAAUGCUCCAAAGAGUGUGCGAAGGAAGAAGAAACCACAAAAAGAAAACGGAAGAGUAAAAAGAGCAAAACGUCAAUGGAAGAGUGUACUGGAUCUGAGCUGGGUGCUGAUGGUAGUAAAGUCUCAACAGCAGCCCCCGAUGCUGAAGAGGAUCAAGGGGAGAAUCUCAGUCUAGAGAGCACAGCUCAGGAGGAGAUUUCACAAAGCCCUUCCAAACGUUCGAAGAGGCCUUUGCCCAAUUUGGCAAACAGAAAAGCCAAAAAAUGUUCUGAGCCAAAAGCAACAGAAGAGAUUGAAGACACGGUUGAAGAAUCUCAAGAAGAAAGCUGCAAAGAAGCUGAGAAUGCGUUCAGCAUCUGUCUUGCUGAGGAACAGCUCCAGAAAAAGCCAGUAGUUGUUCUGGAGAGAACUCCUCCAAGGUGUAAAGAUUCACACAGCACAUCUGAAAGCCAAGACCAGCCACAGUCCUCUCAGAGCCCACUUCAUUCUCCUGGUUGCCAGGCGAGAGCGGAAAAGGUCAAGCGCAAUCUGACUGCUUCAGAUGAUUGUAGUGAAGUCUCGACAGCAGGCCUCUGUGCUGAAGAGAAUCAAGGGGAGACGCGCAGUCUAGAGAGCACAGCUCAGGAGGAAAUUUCUCAAAGCUCUUCCAAACGUUCUCCUGGACGUCAGACGAGAGCGGAAAAGGUCAUGCACAAUCUGACUGCUUCAGAAGGGGAAAGGAUGGACCAGUGUCAGACUGGGUCAGAUGCUUCACCAGAGGACAUGAGCAGCACUGCCAUGCCUUAUCAAGUGGUCAUCCAAGACUGUAAAGAGAUGGAGGCUGAUCAAUGCAUGGAGGAGGGUCUUAAUUUGCCUCAUUUAGAGUUUUUGACUUCAUCUGAUGUAAAUGGUCAGACAUUACUGAAAAGACCAGUUGUGUUAGUGUCUCAAGAAGAAGUGCAGCACUACCUACGGAUCCAAGCACAAACUGCUGCAGAGGAAUCAACAGCCUCCAGAGGCGAUCAUGUCCAGGACAGUGCAUCUACAGUAGAUGAUCUUCCUUCCUUAGCAUCAGUUGCAACUUCUCCAAGACCUAGUAAGAUGGAGGACCAGGAGAUUUCAUCUUUCCUUGAGAAGCCUCAGGUUCCUGACACCACGCCAUCAGAUAAAGAUAUGACUGAAAGAAGAACAGAGCUUGAAAAGUCAUCAUCUCAAAUUUCUGAGAAUGAAGAUCAAAUAACUGAUCAAGAGGAACAUGAUUCAGAGCUUAGUGAGUCUGAUGUCACAGACACCAUGAUUGAGGAACCUCAGACAGAGGUGAAGAGGAUUGUCCCAGUCAGCUGUUCCUCUGAUGGUUCCUCAGUUUGUACUCAAGAUAUUGUUGCUCCAGAGGUUGCUAAGCCCACAUCCAACCUAGAGUGGGCAUCUCAGGUCAUGAUCAACCCUCAGCAGACCUCCGAGCCUAAUGAAGAAAUUUCAGCUUCAACCCCAGAUGUUUCUGUGGACAGCACUGGUAAAGGAAACGAAGAACAAAUUGACCCGGUUCUCAAUGAUGUUUCAUCAGCACCAUUUGAAGCACACAGUCCGGUUCCAUCUUUUUAUGAUCCUCCCACUGAACAUACAAGCAACAUGUGUGAUAUGGACACGAUGCUGCUUAGUGAGUCUGCAGCUGAAAAUGUUCAAAUACCAGAUGAGCAGGAUUCAGAAAAGCAAGAUGGCACAUAUGAGCGAUCAGAAGCUCCUGAGGAUUGCAUUGCCUCUCUAGAUGGAGAUGCAAAAUCUGAAAUCUCAGGUUCAGCUGGAGUGGAAACGGGAGCAACCGGUGGCCAAUCAGAGGAGGAGCCCACCUUUAUUUUGACUCUAUAUGAGAUUCCAACCUCUCAGCUGUUACUUGAGGCUGACUGUGGCCAGCAGGACAUGCCCCCUUAUGAACUGCAGCCAGCACAAGUCCAGACACCCUCACUGUUUACAGGCAGUUCACAGUCUCUUUCCUUUACAUUAGAGGCUUCCAGUGCAUCUCUGCACAUGGAGUCAGAAGAGACCAAACAAUGUAAAAGUGUUUCUCACAAGGUGCUAGACGAUUCCCUGGUUCCUCAUUCAAAGGAUACAGCAGAAGAUGCCAGUACACAAUUGACAUCCUCACAGGAAAGCAGUCGUUAUGAUUUUAACUUUUUAAUUAGUCCAUCUGAGAUGCUCUCCUGUAAUUCUGCCAUGCCAACAGAUGUUCCAAAGUUGGAUGAGAUCCCAACAAAAUCUCCAGAAACUAAAGCUCCCACUCAAAGGAGAAGUAAGAUAAAGGUCAAGCCAAAACUAAAGCCAUGUGUGAAGGUUGGGCCUUCAAAAAAUGGCCAGCAUGACUGUGCACCCAGUCAGAAUCUGCUAACAUCCCAAGUUGAGAUUGAGUCCAACCAGGAAACAUCUGCACAGGAAACAGUUAGUCCUAAAAUCCACUUAAGCCGUGAAGACAAUGAAAAGGGAGCCCAUCCUGGAGAUGAUGGUGUGAUAUCAACUGCCAUUGUGCCAGGCUCUGAAGAUAUGAGCGAUGAGAGUCAGGUGAAGUGCGAAAGUCCUGUCAGAACAGGCCUCCAGAUGGAUGAGGAUUCGGUUGUUGACCCUCCAGUGCACAGGGUGUUGGCUGAUUCCUUUGUACUCUCCUCAGGAGAAAUGGAAGAUGUUUUUAAUAAGGAGAAGGAAAGCCCUCAUGAUAGUGAGUUCCAAAAACCUGAGGAUUUGUCUGUAUGCCUUCCAGAGAGUGCGAGAUCUCUGUCUCCAGUAAAUGACCAAAAGGAAAAAAUGGCAGAUAUUUCUAAAAAGCCAGAUACUUGCAGAGAGGCAUCAAGUGUGACAUCAUCAGUUUCUCAAGAGAAGACUGUGCCUUUACAAAGGAGAGGCAGGUUGCAAGUGAAGCCUAAAAUCCCCCAAAAAACGUCUAUUAAAGAUGAUAUCUCAAGACAGGAGCAAACUGAUAUUGGGUCUAAUGAACCAGCCACAACUCAAAUCAUUUCACCAGCACCUUUGAUUAAAGAAGAAUCUGUUAAAGUAGAACAGAGAUAUGAGCGAGAAGAUUUCUCUGAUAUUCCAAAGGAGGAGUUAGACACAGAUGACACUGAAGAAGUCAUGAAGACAAAGCAGCAGACACAAUUCACUUCUGUGAAAACAUCAGCAUGCAUUGAAUCAUCACCUGUGGAAAUGAAAUUAGAGGGUGGGCAUGAGAACGUGUCACACGUAGUGUUGUCUGAUAUAUCGGUGCCGGUUUCUAAUGAAAUGGAAGCUGGUGUUAAUAUGGAGAGUGUAAGUACUGUCCAAAGCAGUCUCCAGAUGGGUGAAGAGAACCAGCAGAUCCGCACUACAGAGCCAGACCAGGAGACACAUUCACAUGAGGGUGUUUCACACAUGCUGCUGACUGACAUAUUCAUACCCAUCUGUGAGGACAUGCAAGAUAAUCUGAGCAAGGAAUGGGUGACAGCUGGAAAGAGAAGCCCUCAUGAAGCAGAAAGAUCUCAGAUGAGAGAGGAUCCAGAUAACAUAGACCUGUUAUGUGCAGUGUCACAAUCAUCAAAUGUGGGACCAUCAGUAUCACCCAGAAGGAAAAGACCCACUCAGGGGAAAGGCAAGUUAUUGGUGAAGAUGACGUUUCCCAAAAGGAAGGCUGGAGAUUCCCCUAAGAGUGGCGAGCAAUCACAAACCGUGCCUCCGUCAACCUUAAUGUCAAAACAAGAGGAUGAUGCUACUCUAAAUUCCCCAGAAACUGAAUGCAUCUCAGAACCCAAAGUGGAGUCAACACAAUGUAGUUUUGAGACUUUCACAUGUUCUGACUUGGUGCCCGUUGGCUCAGAGGACCAUGAGGCGACGUGCGGGGGGAUUUCUCACAUGGUGCUCUCUGAUAUUUUGGUGCCUGUAUUGGAUGAGACUACAGAGCACAUCCUUCACAAAGAGGCCUUAUCAGUUGGUCUUCAAGAAGAUGCAGUCAAAUCACAGGUUGAAAAGUCAACAGAGAGAACAGCAAAUACUGAAACAGAUGAGCCAACUGCAAGUCAGUCUGUGUCAGUGGAAUGGAAAACACCUUGUAGGAGAGGCACACUGUGUCCAAAGCCUAAAUUAUCAAAAAGGAGAGAUGAUCCUUCAGAAAGCGACCUCUGUCAGCCCGGCUCUACACAGACCUCUUCAGCUACACUUCAGCAGUCCCUGGACCCUCAUGCAGAGGAAUGGUCCCUCAAAAGCAAUAUGCUGCCCAUGGACUCAGAUGAGAUUGAGAACUGGUGUGAAGGAGUUUCCCACAUGUUGCUGUCAGAUGCAUUUGUGCCUGUUUCUGAAGAAAUUGGAGAGAACAGUACAGACCUAAAAGUGUUUGUCUCAAGCAGUCCUCAUGAGGAUGAGGAACACGCUCUUAGUCCGCCAAAGAGUGAGGAGAAGCCCUCUGAGAUUUCAGAUGAAGUACAUCAGUUAGACACUAUUUCUGACAUGCCAGAGAUUGAGGAGUCAAAUGAGAGUCUGCCGGCAUCACAAGCAAAAACAUCACCAGCGAGAAGUACAUUUCACAUGACACUAAGAUCACCUGAAAGACGCCUUCAAGAUCAACCCAAUGUGCUAAAGACACCCCAAGCUGCCCCAACAACACCCCAGCGAGCUCAGACAUCAAAAGUGGAGUCCAUGGGAACUCCAACAAAGCAACACACAGGAGAGAUCUCAAAUGUGUGUAGGGUACAGCUAGAGAGGUUAUCUGUGGAGGAAAUCUGCUCUGCCUACAGUGUCCUGCAACCAAAGCAUCACAGCACACCUGUCACUGUGAAAACCACCUCCAAAGGGAAUGUGAUGCUCAAGGCAUCUCUGGCUUUGCAUGGAAGCAGAAGCCCUGGUUUAGAAUCGCAUGCUGAUGUAGAGCCACCCUUGCUGCCAGGAUACUCGCCAAAGGUUGUCCUUCAUCGUAUACCAGUAAGUGAUGCGAACACUUCCACAUCUGCCUCGUCCCCAGCUAGAGUGUCCACCGUGGCCUCCAGACAACCGACAGACCAUCAGUCUGAAAAUAGCCUUCCAAUCUCCAGUUUGGACACUGAUAAGGAUCCUGUUCAAGUGUCCCAGUUCUUCCUGGAUGACAUCUUCACUGAAGUCGUGGAUCCAGAUUGAUUCCUAUUUGAGACAUUUUUCACAGCUGCUAUUCCUGUUCAUUGCACUAGAGGGAGCAAUAUGUAACAUUGUUACACUGCUAAUUGCAGACCUGUUAGAGAAUUGUUAGUAAUUUUAAUAAAAUUGCUCAACUUAAAUUUUGUUCACGAAGGAAAAACUUGCAUGCAUAGAUUAUAUAAAUUUGUUAUGAGGCCUUUGCCAUAAUUGUUUUUUGUUUGUGAUGAGACAUGCAGUGAUGCACGUUUAGUCACAGCUGUGUUAUUUAUUUCUAUUUAUUUAAUGCUGAACAUCGCACCACUUUUUUUCAGUGUGGUUUUUACUGACUGCUUUUUAGUUUAAAGAUCUUGCUUUGUUCAAUGCAAAUAUUUGUUUUUAUGGUUACUGUAUGUUACUUUUGUUUUCGUUCUGAGAGCAAAAUCACUUUUGUGAAUUAUAAGUAUAAUUGUUUGUUCUCCAGUUCUCCAGUGAGAAUUUAUUUUCAAGAAUGUUCAUAAGUAAUAUUGUCAAUUGUCAGUUGGCACAGUCUGGAUAUUACAGCAGUGAAGUAGGUAUAAAUAAGUUAAUAAAUUGUUAUUCACUUCAAACUUUAAAA